Messenger RNA from Drosophila hydei, 524 nucleotides. RefSeq names its product general odorant-binding protein 57c-like. Gene Ontology annotation, molecular function: odorant binding. Lineage: Eukaryota; Metazoa; Arthropoda; Insecta; Diptera; Drosophilidae. The record is from RefSeq and is a predicted model, not a curated record. The coding region runs from base 80 to 514 and encodes 144 amino acids. The transcript is spliced from 2 exons.
UGAAUCAAACAGACUGAAAGCUAAAAAACUGUCGAAAGUAUUUCUUUCAGUUAACAAAUUAAAGAAGCUGUUAUCUAAAAUGUUUUAUUAUAUUAAAACUCUAAUAUUUCUAACAUUUCUCCUGGCUUUUGUGCAAAGCUUGAGUGUACCCAUAGACGUUGAAGACAAAUGCCUGGCUGAAAAUAACAGUACCAGAUUGAGUUUAUAUGAUCAAAUAAGUCGAGCAAAAAGUGACGGACACUUGGAAAAUAUCGAAAUGAAAUAUAUGUGUUAUGUGCACUGCGCGGCAGCCGAGAUGAACAUUUUGGACAGUAACGAUCAACUGGACAUUGAGUUGUUCCAGAAGAUUGAGCACUUGCAGGAGGAAAAUGUUGCAGUUAUCGAGGAGUGCAAUCGAGUGAUUAGCUUGGUCACAGAUAGGUGUAUUUAUGCCUUUCAAAUAUUGAUAUGUUAUAUCAAUAACAUUCGGUCAAUAAACUAUAUUAAUAUUGCGCCGGGCUUUCCGCAGAAGUAAACACCUUAAA